CUGUGAAGUCAUGUCAAAGAACCGUACUAUUUGACAAAUGUAAAUUUUUGGACCUCCAAGAUAUAAAUACUAUGUAUUUAGUCUUCCACAAAUAUCAAUGAUAUUAUCAAUCGAGCAAUUUGAGAAAAAUUAAACCAAUUAUCCAAGUUUUGUUAAAUGUAGUCAAAAAUUAAACCCGGGUUUUGUAGUGCUUAAAAAUGGCUACAACGAUUUUAUCAAACAAAACUUAAUUUAAAAUAUAAUGUGAUCAAUUCUAUCAAGAAAAAUGAGUUUGACCCGCUUCGUUUGUUUGAUUUUAAUUGGUUAUUCCAACUAUGUGUUCGUAUUUAGUCUCGAUAAUGAUACAAAGUGUAAUGCAACAUCUACAGCAGGUGUACAAUAUGAAUUUACUACUGAUAUAGUUAACAGUGAACAUAUAAUAACAUUCAGAGGCUAUUACUUCAAAUAUACUAGGGAAAAUUACGUGAAAUCUGCUUUAAAAAAUGCUGGUAUUUCAAACUGGACAAUACUUCAGCGAAAUAAUGCAGCUAAAGAAUACCCAAGCGACUUCGAUGUGAUUGCCUUUGGAGAUGACAUGAAGGAUGGUAUCGAAGCGCUACGUGACCAUCCCGCUGUCCGUCGCGUCACAGCGCAGCGUCAAGUCCUACGUACUAUUAAAUUUGUGAAAGAGGACGAUUGCGGGCCCGCUGGAUGUCUCUAUUCUGGAUGGAGGAAUCAUAAACGUCGAUCUCGUGCUCUUCAUUCACUCAGAAAGCUCCGAGAGAAUGAUGGCUACUCGUCUAGAAAGUUACUAAGGACGGUUCCGCGGCAGAUAACCUCGGUUCUAAAGGCAGACCUGCUGUGGUCGCUGGGGGUAACGGGGGAGGGAAUCAAAGUAGCGGUGUUCGAUACGGGCCUAUCGCGUCAUCACCCGCACUUCGGUCGGGUUCGGGAACGAACGGACUGGACCGGCGAAAACACCCUGGACGAUGCUCUGGGUCAUGGAACAUUCGUAGCCGGGGUCAUUGCCUCCAGGGCUGACUGUCUCGGUUUCGCGCCGGACGCAGAUUUACACAUAUUCCGUGUGUUCACCGACAACCAGGUAUCUUAUACGUCGUGGUUCCUCGACGCCUUCAAUUACGCAAUACUGAAAAAAAUUGACGUUCUCAACCUGAGUAUCGGCGGACCCGACUUCAUGGAUCACCCUUUUGUCGAUAAAGUUUGGGAGCUGAGUGCUAAUAAGGUGAUCAUGGUAUCAGCGAUAGGCAACGAUGGGCCACUGUACGGAACCCUGAACAACCCAGCGGACCAAAUGGACGUUAUUGGCGUCGGUGGAAUUGGGUUUGACGAUCGCAUCGCGAAGUUUUCCUCGAGAGGGAUGACGACGUGGGAACUACCAGAUGGAUAUGGCCGUAUGAAACCUGACAUCGUUACAUAUGGAAGCGGCGUUCGAGGGUCGAGUGUGAACGGCGGUUGUAAAUCGCUCAGUGGAACAUCUGUAGCGUCCCCAGUGGUUGCUGGAGCGAUAGCUUUGCUCGCGAGUGGUGUACCUCGUCAGAACCUCUCGCCUGCUUCAGUCAAACAAGCGCUUUGUAUAACUGCCAGGAGACUGCCUGGGCCGAAUAUGUUCGAACAGGGUCACGGAAAACUCGAUCUUAUCAGUGCUUAUCAGUUCCUCCGUGAAUAUGAACCUCAAGCCAGCCUAAGUCCCCCGUACAUAGAUCUGACGGAAUGCCAGUACAUGUGGCCAUACUGUACCCAGCCACUGUAUUACAGCGCCCAACCCACGAUAGCCAACGUUACCGUCAUCAACGGACUCGGCGUGGCGGGCAAAGUCACAAAAGUAGGUUGGCAUCCCCAUCUGCCACACGGAGUAAUAUUGUCAGUAUCGGUGGAUUUCAUCGACAUACUUUGGCCGUGGUCUGGUUGGUUAGCUAUAAGUUUCUCGGUCCUGGAGAGUGGUGCUAACUUUGACGGCGUCGUUGAAGGCCACGUUAACAUCACGAUCGAGAGCUUCGAUGUGGUCUACGAUUUCGUCAUGAAAAAUACGACUCUAAUGUUACCUAUUCGUGCCCGUGUUAUUCCCGUCCCGGUCCGCGGUCGUCGUCUUCUCUGGGACCAGUUCCAUAGCCUCCGGUAUCCAGGGGGGUACUUCCCUCGUGACGACCUGCGCGCCAAACACGACCCGCUCGACUGGCACGCUGAUCACGUGCACACAAACUUCCGCGACAUGUACCGCCGCCUACGAGAACAUGGAUUCUACUUGGAAGUCAUGGGAAGUCCAUUAACUUGUAUUGACACCUCGUUGUACGGCGCUCUUCUACUCGUGGAUCCAGAGGACGAGUAUUUCCCCGAAGAAAUGGCAGCUCUCAAGAAAGCCGUGGACUCCGGCCUCUCCCUCAUAGUUUUCGCCGAUUGGUAUAAUGCGUCUUUACUGCGUCACGUUAAAUUCUACGACGAAAAUACGAGACAGUGGUGGAUACCGGAAACGGGCGGCGCUAAUGUACCGGCCUUAAACGAUCUCCUUGGCAUGUUCCAGGUGGCUUUAGGAGAUCGAGUGUUCGAAGGGGCAUAUAAACUAGCCGGUCACCCCAUGUACUACGCGAGUGGGACGCAUAUACACAGCUUCCCCGAACACGGUGUCUUAGUAAAGGCUAAAUUGUCGGACCAAGGUCAACAAAUAAUGUCAGGAGAAAAGGCUAAUGGAGCGGGCGAUUCGUCUGGAGGCGGGAAAAAAAUUGACGUCCCCAUACUAGGGCUAUUGCAAACGGAAAGCGAAUCACGUGACUACACGAACGACACUAAUACCAAGUUACCUAAGGCUGGCAGGCUAGUGGUCUACGGGGACUCGUCGUGCUUGGAGGGUGGCGCAGCUCGGCCGUGCCAUUGGCUCCUGCUAGCUGCUUUACAAUACGCGUUAGUAGGACACGUACCUACCUCGCUCAGAGAAGCAGCCGCUACCAGCCAUCACCGCGAUGUACAGAUCAUACCAUCGGAACUACCGAAACGUGCGGAAGGUGGACGUUUGCACGCAUAUUCGAGAGUCCUUUCACCAGACGGCAGUGGACCUCGGCCCGUGCCCGAUUGUGUUUCUCUUCCACUAAUGGACCCUCAGCCUGUCCAUGCACCACCUUCAUCCAGGACAUUGGCCCCCAGACAUCAACCUACUGAUCCAAAGAGUAUAGGUGCUCCAGACAUGGAAGGUACGGAAGCAGCACCGCGUGCUUGGCGCGGUGCCGGAGCCGCUCCGUCGCGCUCUCACGCUGACGACAUCGACGACGUCCACUCGAUCUUCGCCGGUCGAAUGUUAACACUUUGCUCCAUUAUCGUCAUCAUAUACUGUCUACAUGCCUUCUGGAAACGAUGCGGACGAAAAAUUAGAAGACGAAAACUGAUUUCGUUAGCCACCUAGCAUAAGGCCUCCCCUAAGCCAACCAGACGCGAAUUCACGGACUCACUUAGAGAGAUUAAACGCGGAUAGAAAAGGCGAAACGCUCGAAUAGGCGUAACGCGUAACUAGACGUUGUGUCUAGAUAUGUGUCACGCCUACAAAGGCGUAUUAUAUGCAGAUACGAUGGUGAAUAAGUAUCGCCUGAUCUGUGGGCACAAAAAAGACUGAACGCUUAACGGCAUUUUCAUUACAAUACUGUUAAAGUGAUAUGACUUAAUUAAUAUACAUAGAACAUUUCAUGCAGUGCAUAUAUCGUCAAUUUUAUGUAAUUAUGGUUAAUUAAAAUUUUAUGU
Vanessa tameamea is the source of this 3723-nucleotide messenger RNA. RefSeq names its product membrane-bound transcription factor site-1 protease (gene S1P). Gene Ontology annotation, cellular component: Golgi apparatus. Lineage: Eukaryota; Metazoa; Arthropoda; Insecta; Lepidoptera; Nymphalidae. Gene Ontology annotation, molecular function: serine-type endopeptidase activity. The coding region runs from base 266 to 3391 and encodes 1041 amino acids. The transcript is spliced from 20 exons. The record is from RefSeq and is a predicted model, not a curated record. Gene Ontology annotation, biological process: proteolysis.